AUGCCUCGCGUCACCCGAGCUCAACUACGCGCUCAAGAGGCCGAAGUGGGACCUCAGCUCAUUCAUGAGGACAACGAAGCAAUGAGCACCACUAACACACAAGAUUAUGAUCCCUUCUCCUCUGAGAUCUCGAUCCGACCUCCACUUGGUGAAAUUCAAAACAACAACAAUAAUGCCCCUCUCCUACCACCAGAGCUAGGAGAACAACUCACCCCUACAAACAAGAAUAAAGGGACCAAAAAGAGCAAUAUGCGCAACAGGAAAAACAUCAAGUUGACACUGGCAAACGACGAGAGUUUCUUACCAAGCCCUGAUCAGCAAGUCCUCGAGGACGAGAGCCAAAGUGACGCAAGUUCAGCCGCUGAAGCCGCUGCUGAAGAACUGAGAAGAGACAGUCUCGCGCUCGAGAUAUCCCAGGUGCUUGUUGAUAAUGCAAGACCGGUAACACCUUCAAGCACGGCUGCUAAAGAGGCGAGCAGAUCUUUGAGCAAGAGUCCAGAGAAGAGGUUGAUUGCUGUGCAAGGGCCUGUACAGGGGACCCCCAGAUUCGAUCCGCUUGUACAUUCUCAGACAUCAUUCGCGGGUCAGGUUUCAGGCCAGAGAAGUGAGGAUUCAUUCGUCAGUUCCAUCAAAACAAGAACACCAGCUCGAAUCAUGACAUCGGAGCAGCAUGCUGGCGAUGGACCUGAUUCUUUCAUGGAGAAUAUCAUCAACCGAUCACCUUCAAAGUAUGUCGCGCGUAUCGAGGACUCCGUAGAGGCGAUCGAUGCUCUGGAAGAAGCAAUCGAGCAGGUGGCCGAAGACUUACCUAAAGCCAUGCCCAGCAGCCUAGAGUCGCCCGUCAGAAACAAGACACCACAGGCGAACACAAUAAAGCCAAGCCCAAUACAAGGAGUGAUGGAUCCUGCAGCACCGUUGCAACAGACAUCGAAAAAUCCAGUAUUUCCCACUAAGGAGAAGUUGGUAGGUAAAACUCCAACGACCACUGGGCGCAAACCCCUUGCACGGGCUUCAUCUGCCCAACCUCAACCCCGAACCUCAACAUUGACGACCAUCAAAUCACGAUCAUCCACGCAACCGACCGCGUCCGCCGCCACUACCAGGCAUUCACCGCCAGCUCCGAUGACCACCACAGCUCCCAGACGAACCGCAAGCACAAGCCUCUCAACAUCAAAGCCAGGCUUCGUCCCCAUCAAAUCUGCCAAACCACCCACAAAGUCCAACUUCUCCCUCCCAGGAGAUGCCAUAUCUGCAAAAAUGAAAGCUCAGCGAGAGGAACGCCUGAAGAAGGAAGAAGAAGCCAAAACCGAAGAAGCGAGGAAGAGGACAGAGUUCAAAGCCAGACCUGUACCCAGGGCUGUGAGUUCUGCCGGAGCUGGUGGCAAGGUAAGAGUCAGCUCUGUGCUUCCGAGGGAAAAUGCGACGAGUAGAGCAAGAAUGAGCUUGAUCAUUGCCAAGAAAGAUGAGGCUGGGAAGGACAAUGCAGGGCCUGCUGCGAGUAAGGUUGUUUCAGGAUCCGGACUGGGUUCUGCUAGAGCUGGAGGUGUUGCCAGAAAAUCGGUCGUUCCAUCGACGGCUCAGUCUAGCUUUUCAGUCACCAACACGAGGACGCGUCCAUCGGUUGCGGCUGCUGCUACGAUUACAGGUAGGGUGAGCAUGAGCACCGUCUCGGCCAACUCUGCCGUGAGGAGGAACACAACACAUCAGACAGUUCCAUCAAAGACCAGACAGUCCAGCAUUCAGACCAUGUCAUCCAGUGCGAUUCAGUUUGGCUCCGAAGGUUCAUCGAACACAAACCCUGCAACUACAGCCAGGACUGGAAAAAUGGCCAAAGGGAAAGAAAUAUUCAGCCGCGGCAAACUCGCAGAGGAAGAUCUGCAGAAGCAGAAGCGGGAAAAGGAGGCGGCGGCCAAGAAGGCGAGAGCCGAGGCGGCGGAGAGAGGCAGGUUGGCCAGUAGGGAGUGGGCAGAGAAACAGCGGGUCAGGAAGUUGAAGAGGGAGACUUUACCGGUGCCUGGGAACGUGGACGGCUUGAAGAUGGUAGGGCUUGAGGAAGCUGAGGGACAGUAA
This is a messenger RNA of Endocarpon pusillum Z07020, 2070 nucleotides long. RefSeq lists its product as uncharacterized. The record is from RefSeq and is a predicted model, not a curated record. Bases 1 to 2070 code for a protein of 689 amino acids. NCBI's taxonomy places the organism in Eukaryota, Fungi, Ascomycota, Eurotiomycetes, Verrucariales, Verrucariaceae. The transcript has a single exon.